Ctenopharyngodon idella (grass carp) is the source of this 1477-nucleotide messenger RNA. It is a transcript of the gene lpar5a, whose product is annotated as lysophosphatidic acid receptor 5a. Gene Ontology annotation, cellular component: membrane. The coding region runs from base 95 to 1012 and encodes 305 amino acids. Gene Ontology annotation, biological process: behavioral response to pain; G protein-coupled receptor signaling pathway. The record is from RefSeq and is a predicted model, not a curated record. Gene Ontology annotation, molecular function: G protein-coupled receptor activity. NCBI's taxonomy places the organism in Eukaryota, Metazoa, Chordata, Actinopteri, Cypriniformes, Xenocyprididae. The transcript has 2 exons.
GAACUUAAAAAAAGGUACCAUACAAAAAAUCGUUACAGAGCCAUUGCACAUUUCAGCACAGCACUUCUCUUAAAUCUGCUCAUCUCUUUGGAAAAUGCGAUACAACGAGACAGACUGUUCUACAUCACAUUUUAGAUAUCCACUUUUCACUUCCACCUACAGCAUUGUGCUGCUGUUGGGUUUUCCUCUGAACUCCGUGUCUCUUUGGAUAUUGCUAUGUCGGAAUGGCUUGAAGAAAUCCGUUCCGGUGAUCUACAUGGCCAACCUGGCCUUAUCGGACCUUCUUUUCACGCUCUCCCUGCCCUUUCGGAUCUUCUACUUUGCCACAGGUCGAUGGACGCUGGGAAACUUUCUAUGCAUGAUUCCAGGGACCCUCUUUGCCGUCAACAUCUAUUCAAGCUCCUUGUUCAUUACUCUCAUUAGUGUGGACCGGAUGCUGGCCGUGGUGUAUCCCCUGAGAUCUAGGCCUUUCCGGACGGCACCGGUGGCCUGGACGCUGUGUGUGACCGUGUGGUUGAUCAUUGCGGGAUUGGCAGUGCCAACUGCUUUAAACCACCCCGAAAAUGAGGACAAAAACUGUAGCGUUACGCGUUGUUUUGAAAAAUACACAAGUGAUGAAUGGAAAAAAGGAUUCAUCAUCCUCUGCUGUACCACUUUCUUAGGUAUUUUAGUACCUUUUGGUAUUAUUCUGGGCUGUACGGUGGCAGUCGUGCGGCAGUUGAGAGGCUACAGCAUGACGACUUCCUCGAGCACCACCGAGCUGAGCAAAAGCAAGAUUGUGAAUCUCUUUCUGUCCAACUUGCUCAUCUAUGCCAUUUGUUUUAUCCCCUUUCACAUUGCUUUCAUCCUCUUAGGCGUGAACAAAGUUGGAAUCUGGCAUGAACAAAAAUAUCAAGACUUUUUCUUUAACCUGCAAACUGUUACCAUGUGCAUGGCCAGCACGAACAGCUGUCUGGACCCCUUGAUCUACUACUUCAGCUCAAAGAGAAUACAAGACACCAUCUGCACAUAGAUGAGUGAGAGGAAGUUCUUAUGGAGCCAAACUACAGCUCCCACACUGCAUCACUACCCACACCUCAGCCUCUGCAUCACCCAAGAGAGAUGCCCCUUUGAUCCAAACGACAACUCCCACAAUGCAUCAGUGUCUGACGUGCAUCACAUCCCCCUCUGUGUGGUUUCCUAACUGGAGAUGUUCUGUGUACUAUACAAACGUGAGUCAUGCUUGCACACCCACGUUCACACGCAUUAAUCAGGAUGAAGAUUGGUGUCAGCGUGCCACAUGCACUGGAUUAGAAAGAACGCAGUACAUGCCCAUAUAGAUCUGAAUGCAAUAAUUUCUUUUAGACCAAAGUACUCAAACUCAUAAAAAGAGGAAGAUGCUGCUGUUGUAACCAGCAACAGUUAAUGUGGUUGAUUGUCACAAGAUAACUGGGAGCACAGAAAAUAAAAGAAGAAGAAAAAAAAAAAAAAAAAAAAA